Molecule: messenger RNA, 849 nt
Organism: Schistocerca nitens (vagrant locust)
Lineage: Eukaryota; Metazoa; Arthropoda; Insecta; Orthoptera; Acrididae
Exons: 3
Coding region: 1-849 (282 amino acids)
Source: RefSeq, a predicted model, not a curated record
AUGACGCGCGGGUUGCCCGCCCGCGCAGGCGUCGCCGCUGCGCAACAGACUGUCACCCACACUCCCCCGCGGCAGCGGCAAGCAGCUCGCGCUGCAGCGCAGUUGCGGCCGGGAACUGUCGCUCCACGGCAGUCGACACCUCCAGAGCGGCCCCAGUCAGCCGCCCCUGUGACGGAGGCCGCCUCAGCGGCCCCCGCCGCCUCCACUGCAUCAGACGCACGGACCAGCAGGUCAUCCCUGAGCAGCAGUUCGGAUUUGGUCCGCGGCAGGUUCCAGCCGCGCCUUCCGACUUCGCUGCCGCCCCCAGGGCAGCAGCAGCCGUCGCCGCUACCACGCCGACAGCCCGUCCCGUUGAUGCCUCCCGCGCAGCUUCAUCCGGGAGCGCCCCAGGUGGUCGCUCCGGCGCCUGUGGUCCCUCUUCAGUCGCCACCGCCUUCGGAGCUGAUGGACGUCGACCCAUCAGCCGGGCCGCCUUCCCAAGCGGUGGCUGUGCACUCUGUCCUGCAGCCGCUUUCCUUGGGCACCCCCAAGGAGUCUGACACCGCAGCGCCUUGUCCGGCGCCCACUCAGCAGCCGUCGACGCAGCGUCAGGAGACGCUGCCUAUCUUCGUGGGUCCCGACGCCCCGUCGCGUCCAGUACCAGAAGCUGCGCCUGUGGUCACAGGCGUGCGCCCUGACCUCGGUUUUCAGUCGGUGUUUCCCGAGGCCCCGCGCAGCCAAUGCUGGGGUACGGACCGGGGACUGCCACCGACAACAGUCUCCGCCCCGAGGCACUUGUCACUGCUGCUGCCGCUGUCGCUGCUGCUGGUGCUGCCCGUACGCUCCUUGAUGCACACGAAAGUACAGUGA